AUGGAGCAGGAAAAUAGGUGGCCAGCUAUGCAUCAGUCUCCCAUGGAUAAUGAGCAGUCAACACCAACAUUGCAUGUAUCUGUGUCUCCUGGAAGCAGUGGAGUUCAUCAGCCACAGGCCACUCAACAUUUGUCAAGGAUGUCAAGGCUUUUUAUGUUUUCUGCUGAGGAAUCCAGGCAGAAUGAGGGUGAAGGGGAGUCACAGUUCAUUAUGUCACUCCCUGAGCAUAGUGGGAGCACCUCCCAACUGACUCCUCCACCUUCCCAGAUGUAUCAUCAGACACCAUCUAACCACCAACCAGGGAGAAUGAUUGACUCGAGAUCCCACAUGAUGCCCUUAGGGAGUCCAGGUACUCUGGGAGUGACCAUAGCCUUUAGAGAGAAUCUGUUGCCUCACAGCAGCCUGCCAGGCUCAGCUUCUAGUGUCCCAGUAAUGGCCCACAGUAGUGCCGCAACAAUGCCUUAUUCUGUCUCCUCAGUAGUACCUGCUACCACGGGCUCUUUAAAUUGCGGAAUAUUAUUGGUCCCAGGCAUGCCUUCCACUGUGACCCAUGCCAUGUCCCCCUCUAUGGAUCAGAUGUUGCACUUAAAUCCCUACCACCCUGGGAUACCCCCACCUGGGCUCCAGCCAUUGCCAGCUUUAGAAUCCCAGGACUCAUUUGAGACCCAGUCAAAUCGCCUGGAAGAACCUUUCAUUCGUGAAAAGCCCACACCAGCUCCACAGGCGACAGAGAACUCCAGUGUUCCAGGAGGGGCACCCAGGAAGCCUCCCCCAGUUUCAAGGCCUUACCUCUGUUCAUACAACAACUGUGGAAAAGCUUAUACCAAGCACUCUCACCUCAUGAGUCACCAACACAAACACACAGGUGAGAAGCCCUACAUAUUUGACUGGGAGGGCUGUAUAUGGUCUUUCUUCCACUCUGAUGAGCUCAGACGACGUGGAUGGAUCCACACCAGAUAUCGACCACAUAAAUACAAGGAUUGUGGCCAGCAGUUCAUGAGAUCCUACCAUCUCAAGCAACACCAAAAAACUCUUCACACUCAUCAGCGCGUGCCAGAUUUCCUGACACCUAAGACCAACAGUGGACCGACAGAUGGACAGAUAGGUGGUCCUCUUGCUCCUAGUCAGAGGCUUUAG
Messenger RNA from Peromyscus eremicus (cactus mouse), 1137 nucleotides. RefSeq names its product Krueppel-like factor 17. Gene Ontology annotation, biological process: regulation of transcription by RNA polymerase II. Lineage: Eukaryota; Metazoa; Chordata; Mammalia; Rodentia; Cricetidae. Gene Ontology annotation, molecular function: DNA-binding transcription factor activity, RNA polymerase II-specific; RNA polymerase II cis-regulatory region sequence-specific DNA binding. The record is from RefSeq and is a predicted model, not a curated record.